This is a messenger RNA of Dermacentor andersoni, 3411 nucleotides long. Its product is annotated as SEC14-like protein 2. Lineage: Eukaryota; Metazoa; Arthropoda; Arachnida; Ixodida; Ixodidae. Gene Ontology annotation, cellular component: cytoplasm. The record is from RefSeq and is a predicted model, not a curated record.
AUCGGCGACCGCGGGAGAACCGUGUUCCGUCAAGGACAGCGAAAGGAGCGCGGCGCGUCUGGCCACUGUGGGGCAAACAAAAACGGGAACCCGUCCCACGCCUGCAGGCAUUCUGCAUCGCCGCUUCGCCCGACGAGCAGACGACCGGCGGAACAAAGCAGACCGAGGCAGUGUCGUCGUAUCGUUCUGCGCCUGGCAUACAGCACUAUACUCCCCGGCUCUCGAGAACAACGCGAGUACAGUGGUGGUUUGCCUUUGAAUGCAAGCAAGCCCUUGCCGCUGCUUUGAAACGAACGACGGCGUGAUCGUUGGUGUGCGGGUGUUUCGGUACAGUUAGCGAUCUGUUCGCGCUGCGUGGCUAGCAGGGUGCUUUUGGAGUACGGACGCACAGAACAGACGUUUGACGGACGUACGGGUUUACGCGGUUGGAAACAAAAAAGAAAAGAAAAAAAAGGAAAAUGAGCGGCCACCUCGGAGACCUGAGCCCAACACAGGAGGCAGCACUGCGAAGCUUCAGGGAGGCGGUUGGAGAUGUACUGAAGCCCGAGCAUGACGACCGCUACCUCCUUCGAUGGCUCAGAGCCCGGGACUUCAACCUCAACAAAGCCGAACAGAUGCUGCGAGCGCACGUCGAAUGGAGGAAGCAGUUUGGCACCGAUGACGUCAGGAAGUGGCCAGAGUCACCAGAGGUUUUGCGCAAGUACUACCCUGGUGGCUUCGUGGGCCACGACCACGAGGGUCGACCGGUGUCCAUCAUCACGCUCGGCAGCUGCGACCUCAAAGGCCUGCUGAACAGCGUAAGUGUAGACGAGGUCAUGAGGCACGUUGUUUGGCAGUUCGAGAAUGCGGAAGAGGAUAUCAAGCAGCAGUCCGAAAAGCUGGGCAAAGCCAUCGAGACCAUCACGUACAUUUUCGACUUUGACGGAUUCGCCCUCUCCACACUGGCUUCGAAAGCAGUGAUUGACUACCUUACAAAUCUCAUGUGCAUCUUCGAGGACAACUAUCCAGAGAGGCUUCACAAGGCGUUCGCCAUCAACGCUCCCAGGUACUUCCCAAUCUUUUGGAAGAUCAUUCGGCCAUUCCUGAGUGAACAGACGGCGCAAAAGCUGGUCCUCUUCGGUAAAGACGAGCAAGCCUGGAAGAAAGCCCUGCUCGAUGACAUCGACGCCGACCAGCUGCCGCGACACUGGGGAGGCACGCAGACAGAUCCCGACGGAAACCCCCGAUGCCCUUCAGUGGUUAUAGACGGCGGCGUGGUUCCGACCCGCUACUACCGGAACGCGAAUGGAAAUUCGCCGUCCGAGCUGCAGGAGUGCUCGGACCAGAUCCCCGCGGAAGUGGCGCGGGCGAACACGGCGGUGAGCCGCCAAGCGACGCUGGACGUGCCCGUGCGGGUCGACGAGGCCGGCAUGCUGCUUGCCUGGGAGAUAGUCUGCGACGACCUGCUGUUUGGAAUCUCCUACAAGGGAACCGGCGCGUUGCCCGCUGAGAACAAUAGCGCCGAAAUCAUUCUCAAGCCAUCCCGCAUCAAGGCUAUCGCCAAGGUGCCCGAGACCGGAUCGGUGACGUGCUCCAAGGCGGGCCUGUACGUACUCCACUUUGACAACAGCUUCAGCACGUUCACUUCCAAGAAGGUGUCCUACUCGGUGCGACUCCUUGAAGCAUCUGCGAUGCGUUCCGAGUCCUAAACCUGUGCGCGCCCUGCCCACCGGUGGUGCCGACGCAUUGAACUUUCCCACGGGGCUCCACGUUCAAGCUGAACGCCCAUCGUUGUUAUUGUUUUUCGUUGUUAAUGUAUCACGCGCACAACGUAAGGCCCGUCCUAGUAUACCCUAGUCGAGCGGGCAUUUGUGUGCACGUAUCUCUCAAACUGACACAACGUUGGACAUGAUGGGGUGAUAGUUGCCGGGAGUGUGACGUUAUUUCAAAUGCUAGCAACACGUAAGAUGUACGACAACAGCGCUACAGCCAGCUUCAUCUGUUCCACUGGUAACACUAACCAUGCACAUGCACGACGUAUACCGUGGUUCCCCGCUCGACAGAUUGAGCUGCUAAUUUAGUUGCUGCGGAGGCAACUGAUCUUAUAAUAACAAUUCCACUGUGUUUUUCUCUCUCGACGCGCUUGUAUGGUUUGCGGAGAGUGUUGUUGCAUGUAAAUGCAUAUAUGGCACCCGCCGUGGCUGCUCAGUGGCUAUGGUGUUGGGCUUCUGAGCACGAGGUCGCGGGAUCGAAUCCCGGCCACGGCGGCCGCAUUUCGAUGGGGGCGAAAUGCGAAAACACCCGUGUACUUAGAUUUAGGUGCACGUUAAAGAACCCCAGGUGGUCGAAAUUUUCGGAGUCCUCCACUACGGCGUGCCUCAUAAUCAGAAAGUGGUUUUGGCACGUAAAAGCGUAUAAUUUAAUUUUAAUGCAUAUAUGGCCUCAUUAUGACGUGUUCGCAUGUGUACCGCCACUAUGAAAUUGCAAACGGCUGGUUUUCCUGCACAUUGUUUAUUCAGCCACAAAACAACACCAUUCUGCAGUGAGCGUUAUGUUGCGUUCCAGCGGUGCACUCAGAAGCCUAUGUGUUCCCUUGUUGGGUCUCCUGGCAUUAGCACGAAUGUUCUCCUAGAACGAUGGUGUGCUUGUGUUGUGUCGUUUCGACUCUCAGUGUAACCUCCACUAUGACGUCGCAUAUAAUUGUUGUAGCGCCAGUGUUGUGCAUCGUACGUUAAAGAACACGACUCUUACAUAAGAAAAAAGUACCACCGUUACGAAGUUUUUCCGUUCGUCAGAGCAAUUUGUUAUUGGCCUGGCGUUCUUUCUGUUAACACGUCCAACAUCACGACUGUAUGCGAGUUAUUCCUAUGAAAUACUCUAGCCUAAGAACGUUUUGUGACUACGGACCAUGAUCUCAUAUAUCAUGCAUGUUUUGAGCAUUGUUACCAUGAACGCGGUUCAUGCAAAGUUGUCUGUGGCUUUGGGAAACGAAUGGUUGAAACUUAAAACCACCAAAGGGCUGAAUGCUGCUUCUCGUGCAAACGUCCCUGUUGUAUACUCUUGGCAGGUUGACCGUGCCUAUGUAGUAACUUUUGUUUUGCUAACUGUGAUUGAUGUUAACAGCACGGUGAACGAAUUAGUACAAUUAUUGUCAUUUUUAUUCCUCAGAACGAAAGUGGGCGUUAGCGCUAUGGGUGUUCAAUGACUGAGAACGCCUUUGCGCGGCAACGCGAAGCAGAGACUGUGAUGAAAACGUUCUUCCAAGGCAGCUACGAAUUGCGUCCACCACUUUCGGCUCCGGCAUAAAGGAGCAAGACCAAGCUGGCGAAGCGGAAAGUGCCCCUUGACGCCUUUAUCUGAACUUGUUCCUCAAGGUUGGACCACUGAUGAUUGCGAAUAAAAGCGUUCGCAGAACGCACGUUAUUUUUCUCA